Molecule: messenger RNA, 961 nt
Organism: Contarinia nasturtii (swede midge)
Lineage: Eukaryota; Metazoa; Arthropoda; Insecta; Diptera; Cecidomyiidae
Exons: 2
Coding region: 163-771 (202 amino acids)
Source: RefSeq, a predicted model, not a curated record
AUUCAUUCAGCAUACAUGUAAUCCAGCGGUUUCAAGUAUUCAGCCAUUUUGGUUUGACAGUUCAUAAUAUUUAAACAAACAAGCAUCUUUCAACGACUCAAGCGCUUACUAAUUGUACACAACACAUUUAUUUAUUUAAAAUUGUUUUUCAAUGCGAAAAUAAUGUUCAAUACAAAGGGUAUUUUACGAAGAAAUGCGUCAUUCACAAAUAUCGAACCAUCAAAGAAAGCACCGUACGUUAUUAGUCACAAUCAAUUCAACAAUGGAAGUAAAAGUUUGCCGCUAGAACCAAAAGAUAAGUAUUUUACACCCGAAAUAAACACCGCUGCAAGAUUAGGAAGUCAACUGAUUUCUUUACAAAAUUUGGAUAUAAAUAGUCAAUCGCAUGAUUUAACACCACGUUCCAAGGCAAUUGUAACACAAAAAGCAUUAAAGAAGUUGAACUUCGUAUCUUCAAAAAUUGCUUACGAUCGAUUGCCUCCAUUGAAUGUAAAUGAUACUUUAAUCAAAACACAGCAAGAGAAACAAAGAUCGAAAGUAAAGAAAGAAAAUUCUACAAUUGAUGUCGAACCAAAUCUAGAAGAUUAUUUAAGAUCUUCGGAAAUGUUACAAUAUAAAUUGGAAAUCAUAGAAGAUGAUGACGAUGAAUAUGUGGCACCGAAAAGUUUUAUCGAAGACCAUCAUCGCAAUUUGUACGAAGUGUAUCAAGAAUAUUUCGAUCCAAUGGCUUUACCUAAAUCAUCCAUCAACUUUGUCGUGAAAAAAAAUUGAUAAACGUUCUGCUCUAACUUCGAAAAUUAUAUUGUAAAUUUCAUUGAACAAAUUAUCGUAGAUUAUCGCCAAUAAUUUUAAGUUAUUUACAUUUUGUCCAAUUAUUCAGUAUUUCAACAUUGAUUUCAUAGAUUUUGUAUAUGAUAGCUUUCACCACUCAACUUGAAAACACUCUUAUUCAUUUCUUUUG